UUAACUACAAAAUCAUCAAGUGAAUGUGUUGUACAGCUAUGGCUUGGGACCUGCCACCCCAAAUGUUCACUGCCUGCCAAGACCAAACCAGCAGUGACUUAAGGUAAGGAACAGGACAGAGAAGUAAAUGAGAAAGAAGAAAAACAUGCCUGUAAGCCAAGAAAGAGCCUUUAAAGAUUUCUGAUGUGGAGAAAACAAGGAAGUUCGAUCACGUAUAUUCCAACAAUUUAAUUGAAUGAUGAUAUUUAUUCCAUAGAAAAAACAAACUUCUCAACAAGGAAGGAUCGUGAGUACAGCGAAUGAUUAAGCGAUUCACUUCAUGGACCUACCUGCCAGCUUUGCUGCUUCCUUGAUCCGUAUAUAAAAACCUGUGCUGAGCACCAAUGACCCUACUGCUCUGGUGUCCUGUUUUCUCCACCAUGCACAGCCUCUUGCGCCGGUUCAGUGCUGCCACCCUCUUCCUGGUCCUGUGCCUUCAGCUGGGAAUCAACAAGGCUGAAGAUAGCACAAUUAUUCGAAAAUCACUUAAAUUUUUUUUAGACGUUCCAAAAUCUGCAGCGGCAGGUGAGGAGAUCACUGUGAAACUUGGACUUGAGACAGAAUAUUAUGAAUGUUUGGUGGUCAAAGCUUACCUUGUAAGUCCUAUCCCAAUGGACGGUAGCUUCAGCUAUAACCAAACCCGUUGCCUCUGUAAUGAUUAUGGAAUAACCUUCUACUGGGACUUUACAGUCCACCAAACUGUCAAAUUUGCAAUAGUGGUUGAAAUUAUUAAGGAAAGAAACAUCUGCCCUAAUGAUGUGGCAGUGGUGCCCAUCAGUGGAGACAGGUUUCACACUUAUCGUACCGUGUUUGUGAGCUAA
Peromyscus californicus insignis is the source of this 860-nucleotide messenger RNA. Its product is annotated as prolactin-inducible protein homolog. Gene Ontology annotation, cellular component: extracellular region. Gene Ontology annotation, biological process: regulation of immune system process; proteolysis. The coding region runs from base 384 to 860 and encodes 158 amino acids. Gene Ontology annotation, molecular function: aspartic-type endopeptidase activity. The transcript has 4 exons. NCBI's taxonomy places the organism in Eukaryota, Metazoa, Chordata, Mammalia, Rodentia, Cricetidae. The record is from RefSeq and is a predicted model, not a curated record.